AUUUCAGUUUUUUAUUUUACUUUUUGUAAGGCUCUGAAACAGGCACUAUUCUGAAAUAUUCUAAAAAGGUCUUUAUAAUAAUCAGAGAUCCUUGCAGAUUUAGCUAGACAUACAGUGUAUUUGGUGACCACUGAACCAUUUGUUAACUAGUGCGGUCCUAGAGAAGUUUAUUAAGAAAUAACGAGGAAUUGACUUAUUUUUAUUUUGAUACAAUGGAGGUGAUUAUUACAGUCAAUGAGGGAUUUAACCAUCAACAUAAUUAUAUUGAGCAACGUAAAAAGAUGUUCUCUCCACUUCACGAACAUCCCUUGGAGCAAGUUAAUCCUUUGGAAGUGUACCAAUUAUAUAGAGGACGGUGGAAGUGCGACCAUUGCAAUUCUGAAAGUGGUGCAAUAGGUACGUAUCCCUUCCAUUGUAGACAGUGUUCUUUUGACCUGUGCUAUUCUUGUAUGCACAUGCAACAUCUGGGAAGCAACUUGAUUCAUCGGCAUCAGCUGCAUUACAUGGAAACCAGCCGUCUGGUUUAUCAAAAUGAAGGAGGAAUUUGGCGGUGUGAUGUUUGCAAAAAGACAAGUGAUGAAUUGAGAGAAACAUUCUCAUACCACUGCCCAACCUGCGGUGACUUUGAUGUUUGUCGUAGCUGUAACGAGCCCAAGAGGCACCCUAUCCAUGUUCACGAACUUAAAGUGGUUGACACAUCACUAAUCUAUCUUCAGUCUGGUGGGAACUGGGUUUGUGACAUCUGUGGGAAUAUGAGCAGGCCAUAUGAAAAGUAAGUGAAACAUUCAGAUUAUUUUGAUAUCCCAUAUCUAGUGUUUCUACCUCAGAAUGAAAAGGAGGAAGGGUGUCGCAUUGAUCUUUUGAGUAAUGAGAAUAGAAUAGAAUAGAAUCUUUAUUUAUACGCGAUAAGAAUUAAAGCUAAAAAGCUUGUGGGGUCGUUUACUUAACAAAAUAGUAUCUAGCCAACUAUUCAUUGUACUAAGACACAUUUCAAACUAAGUAAGAAACUAUAAUACAGUAAAACAUUCAAUUUUCCUCUCAACUUAAAAAUACUUGUUAUCAGUUAUCUAUUCCUAGCCGUCAAACCUGAUAAACUAGUAAAUGUGAAGCUUGUGAAGUGAUUAUUUCUCCUGAGUAGCCUCCUAAGAUUCUUAAGGGCGAAGCUACCUACAUUUUUGACAUGAUGGUUAACUUAGUUCCAUAGUACCUAACCUCUAUAUGCUAAAGAGUCCUUUAACAAUCUAGUGUUGAAUCUAGGUAAUAUGUUUAUUGCUUCUUGGUCUCUUAGUAAAUAGCUACAUUCCUGCCUUAUGAAUAUGCUAUUAAUCAGAGACUGAGGUUGUGAGACUUUACUUGCUCUAUAAAAAAGGUUAACUUUUUGAAAUAUGUAUUCUAAAUUUAUCAUAUCCUAUCCUGAAACAUUGAGAGCUACAUUAGAUUCCGUAUCUUUGGAUAAGUUGUAGACAAUUUUUGCUGCUCUACAGUGAAGUUUCUCAAUUGAGUACAGAAGAUCCGAAUUUGUACACGAACCCCAUAAUAUAAUACCAUACUUCACAGAAGGUAAUAUUACACUAAAAUAAAACUUUAAAAGGACAUUUUUGGGCAAGAACCUUGAGCGCUUC
Stylophora pistillata is the source of this 1622-nucleotide messenger RNA. RefSeq names its product protein Mdm4. Lineage: Eukaryota; Metazoa; Cnidaria; Anthozoa; Scleractinia; Pocilloporidae. The record is from RefSeq and is a predicted model, not a curated record.